AACUUCAACACGCUAGAAAGCAGAGAAAAGAAAAAUCGAAACUCGACAACGGCUUAUUGAGCCAUUGCAACGAACGGUUUCUGCCUCGGGUCUUGUGAAGUGUGUUUGUCAGUGAUAUUUAUUUCGAAUAAGUGCGAAUUUAAGUGUUUUUGCGUUUUGUGUGAUAAUGGCCACGGCGCUCCCGCCGUCUCCCGCGUGAAACAGUAGACUCUAGUGCAGUACCCGGGCCCGCCGCAGCACCCGACCACGAUGAAAAUGGUGUUAUCUCAACGGCAACGAGAGGAGCUGAACAAAGCGAUCGCCGACUACUUAGGCAGCAAUGGCUACACGGACGCGCUGGAAGCGUUCAAGAAGGAGGCCGACAUGAGCGGCGAGAUGGAUCGCAAGUUCGGCGGCCUGCUUGAGAAGAAGUGGACAUCCGUCAUCCGGCUGCAGAAGAAGGUGAUGGAACUGGAGUCGAAGCUGUCUGAGGCGCAGAAGGAAUUCAUCGAGGGCGCGCCGACUCGCGCCAAGCGCACCCCUGCCGAGUGGAUCCCGCGCCCACCCGAGAAAUUCUGCCUCACCGGUCACCGCGCCACCAUUACCAAGGUCAUAUUCCACCCCGUGUUCAGUUUGAUGGUCUCCUCGAGCGAGGACGCCACCAUCAAAGUGUGGGACUUCGAGAGCGGCGAGUACGAACGAACCCUGAAGGGGCACACCGACUCCGUUCAGGACAUCGCCUUCGACCACCAUGGCAAACUACUUGUGUCCUGCAGCGCGGACAUGUCGAUCAAACUGUGGGAGUUCAACCAGACGUUCGAAUGCGUGAAGACCAUGCACGGGCACGACCACAACGUGUCCUCCGUCGCGUUCUCGCCCAGCGGCGACAUUGUGUACUCGGCCAGCCGCGACAAGACCAUCAAGGCUUGGGAGGUCGCCACUGGAUACUGCAUCAAGACGUACAAGGGGCACCGCGAGUGGGUGCGCAUGGUGCGCGUGUCGCCGGACGGCUCGCUGCUCGCGUCCUGCUCCAACGACCAGACCGUGCGCAUCUGGAACGCGGACACCAACGAGUGCAAGAUGGAGCUCCGCGAGCACGAGCACGUGGUGGAGUGCAUCGCUUGGGCGCCGGCGGCCGCCGCGCCCGCCAUCAACGAGGCGGCCGGCGCCGACAACCGCCGCGCCUCGCACGCCGGCCCCUUCCUCGCCUCCGGCUCCCGCGACAAGUCCGUCAAGAUCUGGGACGUGUCGACGGGCCAGUGCCUGGCGACGCUGGUGGGGCACGACAACUGGGUGCGCGGCGCGGCGUGGCACCCGGGCGGCCGCUACCUGCUGACGGCCAGCGACGACAAGACGCUGCGCGUGUGGGACGUGCCGCACACGCGCUGCCUCAAGACGCUCUACGCGCACCAGCACUUCGCCACCAGUCUCGAUUUCCACAGGAGCUUGCCAUACGUGAUAUCGGGCAGCGUCGAUCAAACCGUCAAAGUUUGGGAGUGUCGCUAGGAGCGUUGCCAUUUUAGUAACUUUAACUCACCGAUGAUAUCUUUAUCAUUAUUUUUUCACAUUAAAUAGCCGCAAUGAGAGCAAUGUGUAUUGCGAUUUUAAUGGUUAAAUCAUUUUAGAACGGAGAAAUAGUUUUGAUAAUUUAUUGAUAAUGUUUCUUCCUUCUGCUCAUUGUGGACCGUUCUCGAACGUUGACGAUGCUAUGUCCCCUCUUAAACUCUUCAUCAGAUCCUCUUUACUGUAAACUGUGGAUUCUCACAUUCCAUUAAAUUAUAAUGGCUCAUAGUAGUUGUAAGUGAAUUCGGCAUCUCCCAAGUGAUAAGCAGAAAUCCAUGUACAAUUAAUUGCAAAAAUAGCUACAUUAAUAACUAUUGAUACCCAAUAUGAUGGGGGUAAAUGUUUGUAGUAAAAUAUCAAACCAUGUAGAACAAACUCAAUACAUGAACACUAUAUUCCUAUUAAAAUAAAUAAAAAAUAGUAUGUUUAGUAAUGUAUGUAUUUUUGCAAUAGAAUGUACUUAUAAUAUCGAUGUAGCAUUUGUCAUGCGGCCGACGGGAACGACGGAGUGAGGAGUAAAAGCUGUGUUAUAAUUUAACAUUUCAUUAUUCUACGUUUUAUUUUAUAGUUAUGGUUUAUUCAUAAGAUUUGUUUAGAUAUAAAUUUUAUUUGGUAUUAAUAGUUAAUUUCUUACGUGUCCACUGUAGAGAAAAAUAUUUGUACCUCGAUUUGUUUUAUGGUAAUUUAGUUUACAAAAUUUUUGAUAUUGUUGAUUAUUCAUGACAAUCGUCCUGGAUGGUUGGUUGCAUGCUCGCCCGGGGGCCCGUCGCCACCGCCUCGCUCCGCUCGUCCUCCCGAGGCGGCCGCGGCCACCCCGGGAGGAUCAUCGUAGUGGGCCGCCUUUGUACAUACGCUUCGUGUCAGUCUCUGCUCGAUUCACUCUCAUUAUGUUUGUUCGCUGCCAGUGCCAACAGCAUUAAUGGAAGUCUCCGGGGACUUAAAACUUAAUUCAUACAUUAGAUACGUGUUCGGUUGGUUGUUGUGGGCACUUUUUAUUUGCAGUUUCAUAGGGACUUAUUUUAAGUUUUGGCGAUUCAAAACUUUAACUAUAAGUUAGAGUGUUAUAUUUAAAAGUUUUAAUUAUUUAUUAUUAACGAUUAAAUCUUCAGUGUAUGCUGUCUUGAAAGGUUUUUUACUCAGAAUUGCUAGAUGACAACUUAAUUCAAAACUAUGUAAUCGCUUACAUCGACGCGUUACUGUUAGAUCAUCCAUAAUUCUUCAUUCGAGUCUACGACGUUUAAAGUGUGUGAUAUGCAUUAGUAAUUCGUGUUAUCGUUUCAAUCUGAUUGAGGUAGCUAGAUGCAAAUAUAAUAUUUAAUUAUUUCAAUUGAGUUUGAUACAAUAGUUAUUAUUUAUUGCUAUUUUGAGGAUUUCAAUGGGUUUGAAUACCCGAUAUUUUUACUAGGAAUUAGUAGUAGUUGUAGGUGAGUAUAGUCAUACUUUUAGACGCUUUACCGUGUUGACGCCUAUCAGAGCCCUUGUACAUUGCCUGGCUCAGAUAACAGUGUUUGAAAUUAUAUGAGAUGAACUAGUUCUAAUAAAAGAAUCGAUACAAAUAUCAACCUUAUUAUCAAUGGAAGAACAUUCAAAUUAAGACAGUUUUUGUAAAUCACGUUCAUCUCAAUAACUUCAAGUGGAACCGGUCAUGCGACACUAGACUAAAAAAGCGACUUAUAUCAUCCCUUUCGCGAUUAGUUCGACAACUUCAGCCAGUGCCUUGAGGGACCUUCAUUUGUUCUAAAGAACUGAAACGUACAGCGGCGGUAUCAUGGUCACAUUUCUAUCACUUGUCAUGUCAUGCGUCACUUUCGCACUAACAUACUUGUUAGAACGUGACAGGCUUACAGAGGGGCUAUCGCGAACGUAAGAAUUUACAAGUGCGACAGAAAGGCUGCACGUCGAACGUAGUUCGCGGUAGGCCUACUGAUGAUAGAAAACCGACCAUCUUAGCCCUACUGCUUUACUUCCAGAUUUUCGAAACAAAUGGUGUGUCGCCAGCAGUACAGUUUGUUCCAUAAAUGUGCUUGUAAACCCAGUGCCCACAUCAGUAACACUGUACUGGGUCACCGGCUAAAUACCUAUACUUAAACAUUGAGAUUAUAUUAAGCAUGCGAGGGUGUACAGCGCCUGUUGUUAAGCUAUAAUGGUACGUAUAUAUCAUAGCCAUUCGCUUACUCAAUGUGACAUCUUUAAUACAUGGUGAUAGUAUCUUAAUUGAUUUGAAGCUUGCAAACUACAUUUAUGUACAAUUUAUGAAGUAAAUUAUCUGCACUCACGUGAAUAUAAUUAUUAUAAAUGCUUACCGUAAGAAUAUGUAUACCAAUUAUCAUCAUACAAAAUUCUCUGAUACCUAGAGAGACUACUGAAGUAGGUACGCAGACUACAUUACCAUAUAUGAGAAUUUUGUAUUUACUCAGUAAUCCCGUAUUUUGUCUAAAUUUAUAAAUAGAAAAUAAUUACCGAACUUGUAAUAGAAUUUGGUUUAAAUAUUGUGUAAAUAAAACAAUUAAAUUAUC
Messenger RNA from Cydia pomonella (codling moth), 4058 nucleotides. RefSeq names its product lissencephaly-1 homolog (gene Lis-1). Gene Ontology annotation, biological process: endoplasmic reticulum to Golgi vesicle-mediated transport; intracellular protein transport; retrograde vesicle-mediated transport, Golgi to endoplasmic reticulum. NCBI's taxonomy places the organism in Eukaryota, Metazoa, Arthropoda, Insecta, Lepidoptera, Tortricidae. Bases 250 to 1485 code for a protein of 411 amino acids. The record is from RefSeq and is a predicted model, not a curated record. Gene Ontology annotation, cellular component: COPI vesicle coat. The transcript is spliced from 10 exons. Gene Ontology annotation, molecular function: protein binding.